AUGCUCGCGCUCCUCGUCCACGCCUCAACGGGCUUUGCCCCUGUGCCUGACGACUGCCCUGCUGACAAUCGCCUCUCGAAGCCCGAGAUCAAGGCCACAUUCCCUACCCCUCUCAGCAAGGAGUCGGCGGCGAGCCCGGAGGUCGCAUCGUGGUUUGUGGACAACGUGGCAAGCAUCCCAAUGGCGGGCCCACCGGCGAUGACGGCCCGCCAGAUCGAGCUUGCCAAGAUGACAGCGCAGGAGUUUAUGGCAGCACGGGCGGCAGGCUCGGUGACGUGCGUUGAGUACGCCGAGGUGCUCACGAUGCGCGCCAAGCAUUACAAGUACAUGGGCCAGUUCAUGUACUGGGACAACAUGCCCGACCAGAUGGACGUGGUCAUGGCGGCCGCGGCCGCGCUCGAUGCCAAGGUUGCCACCGAGGGCGUCGACUCCAUUGCACCGCUCUACUGCCUCCCCGUGCCCAUGAAGGGCACCAUGGCCACCAUCGACUUCCCGUCGUCGGCCGGCGUUGGCGUGCUGCACGACAAGAAGGCGGUCAAAGACGCUGGCACGCCGGCGCUCGUCAAGGAGCACGGCGGCAUCGUUUUCGCCAAAACUAAUGUGCCCGAGUUCGCCGCUUCGUGGGUGACGUGCAACUACGCCAACGGCUGCACCCUCAACCCUUACGACCACGCGCUCACGGUCGGCGGCUCAUCAGGCGGUUCGGGCUCAGCCGUCGCUUCGUACAUCGCGCCGGUCGCCUUCACCGAGGACACGGGCGGCUCCACCCGCCACCCCUCGUACCAAAACCACAACUUUGGCUACGACCCGUCGCGCAACCACUACCCGAACCACGGCAACCCAGGUAUGUCCUACACCAACGACCAGGUAGGUAUCAACACGCGCACCUUCUCCGACAUCCUGGCGUUCGACGCAGCCUUCGUGGGGAUCCAGGCCGAGCACGCCGCGGCCGCGUUAGCAGCCAAGACCAUCGGACAGAUCAAGGUGGGCGUGCCAAAGUACCCGUUCGUUGAGAUAGGAAAGCGUGUCAUUUUUGUGGUGCCGGCAGGCUGGCCCACCUACCCGUCCAAGCUCACCGUGUCCGAGGGCAUCAUGGCCAAGUACGACGCGUCGAUCGCCGCGAUGACGGCGGCGGGCGCAACGAUAAUCGACAAGGAGUGGCUAGACGCCGACGGUAACGGGCGGAACGAUGUGGCGGACAACAUGCUCUGCGUCGGCGACGUCAACGGCGCCCCCUACGACGUGUUCCUCGCGACCUUCCAUUCCUUCUCGGGCCAGGUGGCCGAGUGGGUGCGCGGCUACCUCAACACUACCGUCGCUCUGAAGGACAUCACGGACGACAUCUACACGGCCGGGGCGGGGCAUGGCCCGGGCGGCUUCCUCACAAUCGGCGACGUGACCGACGAGACUCGAUUCCGCUUCGGCAUCGGCCCGUACUACCUCGACACCAUCGACGUGUGGAACUCGUACUUCGACACGUGGGGCGUCGACGUCAUCUUCACGCCCGCGCAGUUCUGCGACGCCUUCACCUACGAGGGCAUGGCGGGCUCCACCCUCUCGCAGCGUCUUGACGGCGUGACCACCUACGACUCGUCAGUCUCGCUCUGCAACUUCGUGGCGUACUGCGCGUACAAGAACAUCCCUGUCCCCAAGGUGACGGUCCCCGUCGGCACCGAUGCCUCCGGCAACCCCGUCAGCGUCGAGUUCUGGGGCCGCUCGGGCCCGGCGGGUGCCACGGACAAGAUGUGGGCGUUCGACGACACGUAUGCCAAGACGGGUGACCUCCCCUUCCUCUACACCAUCAAGCCGCUCGUCGAGGCGAUCGCCGCUGACCCGUCGCUCGUGCGCGUCGACGCCGCGCUCGUCAAGGGCGUGGGCAACCUGUUUGCCUGA
Emiliania huxleyi CCMP1516 is the source of this 1893-nucleotide messenger RNA. RefSeq lists its product as hypothetical. NCBI's taxonomy places the organism in Eukaryota, Haptophyta, Isochrysidales, Noelaerhabdaceae. The transcript is spliced from 4 exons. The coding region runs from base 1 to 1893 and encodes 630 amino acids. Gene Ontology annotation, molecular function: catalytic activity. The record is from RefSeq and is a predicted model, not a curated record.